GGGACCAAAAUGCCACAACGGUAAGGUAACAGAGGCGGAGCCCAAAAGUUAAACUCUUGGUCGGUCGUCCAUUUUAACAGUUACCUCGUCUUCUUCUUCUUCUCUCUAGCUUCUUGCUGUCCUAAAAUCCAGGAAAGCACAGAGCAGACCCAAAACUAGACUACCCAACAAAACAAAGCUUGGGUACCCUUCGGCGGAUCAAUUCGGAGAUCUGGGAAAGCUCGGAAGAUUACAUAUCAUAUCAUCCAGUUGAUUCAAGAAAGCAGAGAAAGAUGAAUAUAUUCAGAUUAGCGGGAGAUAUGACGCAUUUGGCCAGUGUUCUGGUUUUGCUUCUCAAGAUCCACACUAUCAAGUCAUGUGCUGGCGUGUCCUUGAAGACUCAGGAACUCUAUGCUCUUGUCUUUGCUACCCGCUAUUUGGAUAUUUUUGUUAGCUUCUACUCAGUUUAUAAUACCUUGAUGAAGUUGAUAUUCUUGGGUAGCUCUUUCUCAAUUGUUUGGUAUAUACGGCACCACAGGAUUGUUCGUAGAUCAUAUGAUAAAGACCAAGACACAUUUCGCCAUCUUUUUCUGUUACUCCCAUGCCUACUUUUGGCCCUGGUCAUCAAUGAGAAAUUCACUUUUAGAGAGGUGAUGUGGGCUUUUUCCAUAUAUUUGGAAGCAGUCGCCAUACUUCCUCAGCUGGUGCUGUUGCAAAGGACAAGAAAUAUUGACAACCUAACAGGGCAAUAUGUAGUCCUCCUCGGGGCCUAUCGAGCAUUGUACAUAUUGAACUGGAUUUACCGCUACUUUACUGAGGAUCACUAUGUCCACUGGAUAACUUGGGUAGCAGGGAUAAUCCAGACCUUACUCUAUGCUGAUUUCUUCUACUAUUACUUCCAGAGUUGGAAGAACAAUGUAAAGCUUGAGCUGCCAGCUUGAAAAUGCAGUUCACAUGAAUGGGUUGCAAUAGGAUACUUAAAUCUCUGUUAGUUUUAGAUGAUUCUCUUCUUUUCCUUGAAUUUGUGGCAUCAAUUUGGACUCGUGGACUUUGUCAUCUGACUGGUAUUGGGCACCAUCACAUUGUAGCAGACUAAAUGUUAUAGUUCUAGUACAUUUCAUACAGUCUACCAAAAUGCUUGUAGAAAAUCUGUAUUCUGAAUGGGGAGUAUUGUAUUCAAUUUUUUUUUUUUUU
This is a messenger RNA of Rosa chinensis, 1173 nucleotides long. RefSeq names its product ER lumen protein-retaining receptor. Lineage: Eukaryota; Viridiplantae; Streptophyta; Magnoliopsida; Rosales; Rosaceae. The coding region runs from base 273 to 920 and encodes 215 amino acids. Gene Ontology annotation, cellular component: endoplasmic reticulum; cis-Golgi network; membrane. The transcript is spliced from 6 exons. Gene Ontology annotation, biological process: protein retention in ER lumen; endoplasmic reticulum to Golgi vesicle-mediated transport. Gene Ontology annotation, molecular function: ER lumen protein retrieval receptor activity. The record is from RefSeq and is a predicted model, not a curated record.